UGCCGCGCCCUCUUCUCCGACCGUCGGGGGCGGGGACCAGACGGCAGGCGGGGAGAUGGAGGGCGCCGAUUCCGAUGCGCGGCUGCCCUCCCGGCUGGCCAGGCUGCUGUCGGCGCUCUUCUACGGGACCUGCUCCUUCCUCAUCGUGCUGGUCAACAAGGCGCUACUGACCACCUAUGGUUUUCCCUCACCAAUUUUUCUUGGAAUUGGACAGAUGGCAGCCACCAUAAUGAUCCUGUAUGUGUCCAAGCUGAAAAAAAUAAUCCACUUCCCUGAUUUUGACAAAAAAAUUCCUGUAAAGCUGUUUCCUCUGCCUCUUCUCUAUGUUGGAAACCACAUAAGCGGAUUAUCAAGUACAAGAAAAUUAAGCUUGCCCAUGUUCACUGUGCUCAGGAAAUUCACCAUCCCACUCACUUUAAUCCUAGAAGCCAUCAUACUAGGAAACCAGUAUUCACGGAACAUCAUCCUCAGUGUCUUCGCCAUCAUUCUGGGGGCUUUCAUAGCAGCUGGUUCUGACCUUUCUUUCAACUUGGAAGGCUAUAUUUUUGUAUUCCUGAAUGACAUCUUCACGGCUGCGAAUGGAGUUUACACCAAACAGAAAAUGGACCCUAAGGAGCUGGGGAAAUAUGGAGUGCUUUUUUACAAUGCCUGCUUCAUGAUCAUCCCGACUCUCAUUAUUAGUGUCUCCACUGGAGACCUGCAACAGGCCACUGAAUUCAGCCAGUGGAAGAAUGUCUUAUUUAUCAUUCAGUUUCUUCUUUCCUGUCUUUUGGGGUUUCUACUGAUGUACUCCACAGUUCUCUGCAGCUAUUACAACUCCGCGCUGACCACAGCAGUGGUUGGAGCUAUCAAGAAUGUAUCAGUUGCCUACAUUGGAAUGUUAGUUGGUGGGGACUACAUCUUCUCCAUUUUAAACUUUAUAGGGUUAAAUAUUUGCAUGGCAGGUGGUUUAAGAUAUUCCUUUUUAACACUAAGCAGUCAGUUGAAACCCAAGGAACCUGUGGAUGAAGAGAGUGUCCCUCUGGAUCUGAAGAGCUGACAGGGAGGCAGAGCUUCUGGCUGACUUGUAGACCCAGGCCUGGGGAGGGCAGUCCCAGCAGGAGUGGGCAGCCCAUCAGGCUGGUAUAGUCACCUGUUUGGUCAGAGCACCAACAAGUGUCUGCAAAAUGCCAAGAGAACUGAACUAACAACUACCUCGCAUGCCAAUGCACUGUGAGCCACAGGGCCCUUGAGAUGUGCACAGCUCAGAACCUUCCUGGUGAAGUGAAUUUGCUCAGAAACAGCCACGGACCCUCCAAAAUGUGUGCUGAGGGUGAUGCUCUACAGUCACUUUGGGUAUCAGUGCCUUGGCCUUAAUUUUAAAGGUUCCAGUCAAAGCAAGUGCCAGUGCCCAGGACUUUUUUUUUUUUUUUAGUUGAAACAUGUCUUUUCUUUUCUUUUCUUUUCUUUUCUUUUCUUUUGCUUGUCAGGGCCUGGGUUUCACCCUCCCACACUGUGGAAGCCGGAGGUGAGCUGAGGCCCCUGGUGGCUCUGGAUGCCGAAUCUCAACCCAGGCCAUGACUAAGACCAGGGGUGAUUUUCAACAAACACCUGACAUGUCUUUAUUUUCAUAAAAAUUUUAGUCAGUUAAUUUAGAUUUAAGCUGUGUUGGUAUAUUUUUCCUAGUCAUCAAAGUAAAAUAAAAGUCAUUUCUAUGUA
Nannospalax galili (Upper Galilee mountains blind mole rat) is the source of this 1698-nucleotide messenger RNA. It is a transcript of the gene Slc35d2, whose product is annotated as solute carrier family 35 member D2. Gene Ontology annotation, molecular function: GDP-fucose transmembrane transporter activity; antiporter activity. Gene Ontology annotation, cellular component: Golgi apparatus. The coding region runs from base 56 to 1039 and encodes 327 amino acids. The record is from RefSeq and is a predicted model, not a curated record. Lineage: Eukaryota; Metazoa; Chordata; Mammalia; Rodentia; Spalacidae. The transcript has 12 exons.